AUUCGAUUUUUCGAUUUUUUCCUGCUUAGAAAUGUGGAAAAUAUGGCGUAAAGUCCGACAAACGAGCACUGUUACCUUCUUCUCUGAGUACUAUGCUAUAAUUUCAAGACAAAGCUGGUCUUAGGCAAGCUGAAUCUUCAUAGGUGGGAUUUUAAAUUGUUUGUGUAAGGUAAUUUCAAGACGUUUGUAAUCUACAACUUGGUUAAAGACAUUUCAACACGGAAAUUUACACAUUCUUGUGGCCAAGGUUUACUUUGUGGACAAUAACUGGACUUUGAAAUAGGUAUUUAAAAUCGUUGUUUCGAAUUUCUCAGCGGACUCAUACGACGAUGGAAGGAAGUGAUCUAUUUUGAUAAAUGUCGAGUUGACAGUUUGCAUUCAUCGAAGUAAUUUUGGCCACCAGUACAUGGCGCAUCUCUCCCCGAUUCUGAAAGUGAAAGUCGACGAACUGUUUCUAAGAUGGCUGUCUAUGCCCGAAACGCAACGGGUUCUUAGAAAUGAUUUGAACAAGUUAAUCCAAGGCCGACCUCUGUCGCCAAGGCAAUUGUCAAGUCCUGGUUCGGCAAAUGCAAUAGGCGGUGCUUCCAGGCCCAUUUCGCCCCCGGCUCCGCCAACCAGCUCUCCGAAUCAAUUAUUGCGGUCACCGCGAAGCCCUCGAGAACGAUCUUUUCGAAGACCAGGGUCUAAAUCGCCUCCGCGUUCUCCUAGGUUAGAGAACAAUGAAGGAACGAAGUAUCCGAUGAAGGAUAAACAUUUAAUUUUGAAUAAUGUGAGAAUCUUCCAAGGGUGCGCUGCACACUUGCCGCAGUUUCAUUUCCCGCUUGGAAAGCCAGAAGAUUCUACAUCAUGUGAAAUAACGUUGUCCAAGGUCGCUCAGAUAUUCAAACUGUACAAAAGCGGUAUUCCAAAAGAAGAGUUUGGACCAGUGGCAAAGGUAUUUUAACUUUCUUGUGUGUUUAUUUCUACUUUCUUUAGUUUAGUUCAAGAUGAAACUCGAAACCGAGUUUUUGUAGCGUGACUAUUGUUUACAAGUUGUCCGUCAGCGCUUACAGUUGAAACGAAGAAGCCAGUCUGACCUCUAAAAAAGACACGAUACUUGCGCACGCACGAUGAAAAAUUCAACGAUUUGUACUUAGGCUGGUCUUUCUGUUGUGUUUCUUUCAUACUGAUGAUCUGAGAAUCUUCCCAGAUACAAAGAAGAGUUGGAUUUCGAUGAAUGCCGUCUUCUCGGAGACUUAUGCGUGAACGCAGUCAGGCGUUGUUGUUUUUAUGCAUCAGGGUCACGUUCAUUCAGAUUUUUCAAAUCUACAGUGAAAGAGACACUUUCCCUAACGUUUGCCAAAGAAAACAAAUUUAAUGAAUGACGGAAAUGGUUUAAGAUUAUUCAAACAAUCAUUUAAGUCUGUCUUGAAAGUUUGAUUGUCUACGCGAAUAGCCUGAUCGGCAAACUGUGAGACAAUCUCUUGAACUCGUCCAACAACCAAUAUGUCACUUUGAGGAAGUAGAUACUUGAAAAAUAAAGGCAGCUCGCUGAAAGUGUUUAUUUUAGUAUUUACCAUGUUGUCAGGCCUGUUUGUCUAGUUCAAUGUUCCAGCGUGUUUUGAAGUAGUCGAAAAACUCGCGUGGUCUUGUAUUGUUUCGCAACGUUCGGUUUCGAAGCAUGUUAUAUCAUUCUCGUUGUUCUCGCGCAGUGGUGCCGAUCAAGCUUCAGUCUUUCAUUAUGGGAAAGGUCAAGAUAAAUUUUUUUAAAACUGAACACAAGAACACUCUUCUUAAAUUCAAACCAUUUUAUUUCUAACGAUGACUUUGAAGAACCGCUAGGUUACUAGAAAACUUACCUUCGCGUAGUUUCAUUCAGAUAGGAAAAGGUUGUUAUCUCGCUUAUUCGAGCAAAGUUCGAGUUAUCGAACGAUCUAUUUUUAGGUCAUUGUUUAUAUUUUAGACAACUUUUCUUGCAAGCUGGAGUUCACAUGUUCUUGCAUCUUGAAUAUGUUUUGACAGACGCGAAUUAGUUAUGAUGGAAGUCAGAAAAAGCGCGUAUAAAAAGUUAUAUCUUGAGGCUUCUGUUGAAACGAAAGCCGAAAGUUAAGGGACAUAUUUCCAUACUACAGAACUUUCCAGUGUGCUCUAAGCGCAACUCUGUUUAAUAUUGAUACCCUAAAACAGGUGAAGAAUAGAAAUGAUGCAAAAUAACAUGUAAUUUUAUCAUUUUUGAAACUUUCUUACGCUUGAUCUGAGGGCUUGUUUGAAAGUUUGAUAAAGGACUGAGAGGGAUUUAUAUGUCUCAUUUUACAUCGAAACAAUGACGCUUUUUGACAGUUAAAUUCAUUUUCCCAUGUUUUUUGUUUCAAUACAGAGAAAAAUAAAUCCUCUACCUUUUAUAUUUCUACUCGUAGUUUACAAUCUAUUUAAAAUUGCGUAAUAUGUUUGAUUAUUUGCUAAGGUAAGAUGUUGUGCCGUUAUCGUUGAGUACUAGAGAUUAUGUGUUUACCCUUGUUGCAAUGAUGGUUUUACAGUUUGCUAGAAUUUGGCAAAUGGCCAUCAUAUCAUAUCACUAAAUUAUAUCAUGAUAUGGGUUAAGGUCUGAUGUGAGGGACUUGAGGUACCACGUAGAGAAAUUAGCAUUUUUAUUACAAGUGAAAUAGCAUGCAAAUUAUUUGCAGUAUCCUCAUGAAAGUUUUAUUUCUCAAAGCUUAAUUAACACAGAUUUUUGACAUUGUGGUUGAAAUACUUCAGAAGCUAUAAUUUUGACCAUUUAACAGAAUGGGAGUUUAAUCUUUUAUACUGAGGCAAUUUACAAGAUAAGUUUAUUUGAUGAUGCUUUUAAUUAACAAAUUUUGUUUUUCAUUUCAAGGUGAUCUGCACAAGUUUCACUUGAAAAACUGUCAGUGAUUUGCAAUUUAGCGCCUCAUCAUUUUCCAAUAAAUUUUUCAACUUCAAAGUAGUGCUUUUGAGCAAGGUUUUUGUACCAAGAUACUUAUCUCAAAAAGUAAGGAAAAACUGAAAAAUCCAGAAAAAUUUUUAGUUACAAAUGUGCAGAUCAUGUUCUGAUGAAAAACAAAAGGUGGUGAUUAAACUUAUUUUAUAAAAUGUUUCAACAUGAAAGUCAAUAAGCUCCAUUCUGUUAGAUGGUCAACAUUUUAAAAGGAAAUAAAAUAUCCAAAAUGAGUAUAUUUGCCUCGAGAAAAUUUAUAUUUCUCUCAGGGAAAGUACAAAUAAUUUGCAUGCUGUUUCAAUUUAAUCAGAGCCAUCACAAUUUUCUCAAAUUUGAUUGGUGCACUAACUGCUUUAUUUUUCAGCAAUUAUUUUGCAUAUUUGUGAUUGCACAGUUGGCUGUAAUCAGACAGUUUAAGCAGCCAAUCAUACUUAACCUGCCUGGCUAAAUCCACCCAUCACAAAAUUACACAAUAACCAUAGCAACACCCAAUUGUCCUAAGUAAAAGUGGGGAAUUUCCAAAGUGGAGAAAUUUUUAACUGAAGACAUUGUCUCUAUUGGAGAUAUUUGUUCUACAAGUUUUUUUUUUUUUUUUUUUCGAAAAUUGUAAUAUGGUUAUGAUUAAUUGGUAACAGGACUUAGUGUCAUCCAAUUCUGUCUGUAUGCAUAUUUGUGACUGACUUUGUGGUUGUCCAAUUUUUUUGCCGAUAAUCACUCGUAUAUCAAGGAAAAUUUGUUUGACAGUCAAGAGCUUCUUUGGUUGGUGAUCAUUUCCUUUAUUUUUGUGACCUUAAUUGAAGGUCUUAGGAGUAGAAGGGUUUAGAUUAACUUUUCUGGUUAUGGUUAUUUGAUAUCUUUCAGGCUUGUGGUUUACCACUUUACUGGCGCGAACCUCUGUUUUUUGCAGCUGGAGGACAUAAACAUGGCUAUGUAACUUUACCCAUGUUUAAUGCUAUGUGGAAAAGGUACUUACCAUAUGAAAAAUACUUAGUUUUAGUGGUAUUUCUUUAGUUAUAUACUACACAAGUGUCAAGUGCUUUUGGCGCGUACUGAUUGGUUAGUUUUGGACGCAGUAUUAUUCACCUCUGAGAAGCUGGUGAGACAAAAUUGCACAUCAAGAAGUUAAUUUCUGACCAUUUUUUGAUAUAUCAAAAAAAAUAUACUUAUUUUUGUUAUAUGUGUUGUACAGGCAUAAUACUAAUUAAUGACAAUUAUUCACCUCGGUGUUGGUGAAUUUGGGGAAUAUUUACUUUGUCCCUUCACAUCCCUUCGCUCGGUAGAUAUCCACCACUAUUCCCCUACAAUUCAGUGAAUAGUUACUAAUUAUUGUUUAAACUGUAAAUUCAUUGUAUUUAGAUAAGAAUGUUAUUAUUAAAAGCCUUGUAGUCAAACAUAGUCAUGUUUCUUCCCAAGAAUGAUUCUAUAUUUAACUGGGAAUUGCUUCUUACAGUUCUGACUGAAGGCCUUGUGGCAUGUAAUGGGUGAAAGCUAUUUGGAAUGAAUACUUGAAUGAACAUUUAACCAUUCCAUUUUUUUUUCACAGUUUAACAUCUAAUUGCCAUGAUGAUGCAUCAAGAUUUGUGCGACUUCUGAGUGCUAAAAACUCUCAAAAUUACCUUGUUUCAGAAGACUUUAUUCCCCUCCUGCAGGUAAUAUGCACAUCAGCAUAACUGUUCCAUACAAGUCAUGUUAUAGUAUCUCUCAGUUAGUAUGUGCACUAUGAUUGGUCAAUUAGCAGGCUGUAUUUCACCAUACAGCCUGCUUAACUCAAACAUUUGUGUGGAAUGAAGCCUUUCCUCUCUAUUUGGACCCAGAGAUAUGACAAAUAUCUCAUUAACCUUGCUUUGCUUGUGGGCCAUAAAUCCAAGCAGAAAAAAAACAAGGUCCUUAUUGAGUUUUGGCCAGCUAGAUAAGAGGUGUAUUAUUGAAUUACAUAUAAUGAAAACAGAUUGUUUUUUUAAAGUAUAAUUUAAUUAUACCCUGUUAUGUGGUUGACUUUCUAAGAAGGUGACUUAACCACAUACUGUGAAUUUGAAACUUGAAAGACCUAAGCUUACAACCUUCACAACCAAUCCACUGCAAAAGUUCCUGCCAUUUAGUUGCUCUCUUUGACUUGUCUUGUGCACUCAGCAUUUUCAAAGGUCACCAUUUGGUGGUCAAUAUUCAUACAGUUGUGACCCAAAGUGAAAUUUCAGUAACCAGAAAAAAAAGAGUUUAUUUAGGAAUCAGCAGUAGAUAUUUUUUUAUAUUUUACCAUUAGGACAUUGUGGAAACACAUCCUGGUUUGGAGUUUCUACGUGAUGCUCCUGAUUUUCACUCUAGAUACAUCCAUACUGUAAGUAUGUUUAGAUUGGCUAGAAAUAUAAGCCUAUACAGGGUGUGAAAUUGCGCCUAAUACAGGCGCCAAUGCAACUAAAUUUUUCCCUUUGGUGACCAAAUCCUGAAAAUUAGUUGCCAAAUUGGCGACUAGAAUGUUUCAUCAUAACCUUACCAAGAGAUAUCGUGAAUUAAAAAGAUUUGCAAAGAUAAAUCCAUGGCAAACUUCCUCGUUAAGUUUUUUUCCAAAAUGCAGCACAUGCAUCUCGAUCGAUAACUAGAUGCCAUCUUGAAUUUAGGUGAGCUUGAGAGUUGUAUAUCAUCCCUCCUAGUGUCCACUUUGUAGCAUGGUAAAGAUCUUUCCCCUAACUUAAUUUGGAGGGUCUCUCUAGAGCGCUGACAGCGUAAAAAAGGUUUUGUUUGUCUUUGAAAAUGGCGACCAACUUUUUUUUAAUUGGCUACCACUUUGAAGAAUUUAGGAGCCAAGUGGCUAUCAGAAAAAAAAAUUAAUUUCACGCCCUGCUAUAUGUUUAUGGAAAAAAAUAUAUAUAUUAAAGGCUCUUUUAGAAGCCACCAAACUUGCAAAAGCAAAAAUCAAUUUUAACCCUAGUUCAUUUGAGUAAAGGUCAGUUGUUAGUUUUAUUAGUAACUACAUAGGCUUCUGGCUAGCUCAAAACUGCCUCCCAGUUAGCUCAAUUGGUUAGAGGGCCAGACUGUUGUGCAGGAAGUUGAGGGUUUGAGCCCUGGCUGGAUCAACACUCAAGGUCUAAAUAUAACCAAGGACUUUUCUACAAUAUCAAGAAAUAGAUAGACAUUCUAGUCUUCUCUGAUAAGAACGAAUAAACCGUAGGUCCCUUCUCCUGCAUUUAUUAAUAAUUUGGUUUGGCAGGGGACAUUAAAGAACCCACUCACGAGAUUACUGUGAUGUGGUCUGGCCUGAAAAGUAUAGUGUAAAGUAGAUAGCAGGUCUACAUCAGUAACAGCUGCCAUUUAUUCAACCUGCUUUACUAAAUAAAGGAUGUAUGUAUGUAUGAUGUAGGUGCUUACAUAUUUUUGAUGAAUAGCAAUUUUCUGGCAAAUUUGUUGCAUGUUUUCCAAAUUUUCUGGCAGAUAAGUUGUAUUCCUGAUUUGUAACGAACAUUCUUGGAAAGAAAGUGCAGCCUAUAAACCAGCAUUAACAGUAUUGUGAUUUAACUGUUUGUUGAUCAGCUCUAUGAGAUUUUCACCUGCGCUGAAUAAGAGUGAAAAAAUUCCAGAAAUUCGUCUUCCUCUGACUCCUAACACAUUUCUCAGGUCCUAAAUUAUGUUUUUAGGCAGUACUAACUGGCCUUUGCUGAAUCAUUUCAUUUCAUUUUCCAGGUGGAAAAAUUUAGUAGCCAAUAAGUUUUUCCUUUUUAAUUUUCAUCACAUAGCAAAAUAUUAAAAAGCAAGUUUUAAAGAUGCCUUUUGGCUUAAAAUGUCUAAUUAUUCCUACACAUAAACAAUGACCAGUUAUGUGUAAAAUGCACAAUUUAUUUUGUGAGUGCUGGUUUAUGAGAAGACCUUUGGCAAGACUUGAAGGUAGUCACUGGCUGCCAACAGUUAAUUUCAGUUGCUUUGGUGACCUGCUGGUUGUGACCAAUUUACUAAUCCUCUGUGUUUAGAAUUUUCUCAGAAGCAAUGAGUCUGAGGACAAGCAUGAUGUUUAUUUGACUGUUAAUUUUUUUUGUUCGUUUCAGGUUAUCGCUAGAAUAUUUUAUUGUGUAAAUAGUUCAUGGACAGGACGCAUUACAGUUCCAGAACUGAGGAAUAGCAAUUUUUUAGAAGUAAGUUACACUCAAGAUGUUGUGUUUUGGUUGGCAUGUCUAUGAGUUUCAGUGUUAACCCUUUAACUUACGUGGGUGACUAAGACAGAAUUUCUUCUUUCAUCAUCAAUACAAUAUCAAGCGGGCGAGUGAGGAGAAUAAUGAAAUAUACCAAUCAGGGGAUUAUCGAUUGAUCCAAUAUCAAAUCCUCCAAGCUAAUAUUAUGAGAUUUAUGAGACAGACAGGAAGGAGAAUUACUACUGGUAAUGAGGUCUUGGGUUUGAGAUGGUCAAGUUGAAGAAGACAUUUGUUACAAACAGAUGAACAUUUCUUUGAUACACAACAGAGAAAAUCUGAUUGCCUAUUUUUUCCUACACCAGGUUUUAGCCCGACUUGAAGAAGAAGAGGACAUUAAUGAGGUACAUAAACUUUGUAAAAUAUUUUGGAAAGUAGUGGACAUGAGACUUUACUUUGUAUAGAAAUAGUUGAAAAACAGUCUAGUAAUUCUGGAUACAGAAUUUUUCAUUUCGGAAGGAAACAUCACCUGAAUAUUUUUGUUACUAACAGUGAUCAAAGUUUCACCAUGCAGCCCAUUUGUAGUUGACUUUUUGUGAUUCUGUACUUCUUUCACCAUUUGCACUUGUUUUGAAGAAACAAGACUACAAAAAAAAAAAAGAAAAAACAAACAAAAAAACAAAAACACUUUUAACUAUGUUCUCAGCCAUUCAACCCAUGUAUCAAAAAAAAAUUUUUUUCCUUACCAGUAAAACCACAAGUUUAUUACAGAGAAUAUGUUAAGAACUCCUAAUAAAAUCAUGUAAGAUAUUUAUACUCCUAAUUUAUGUAGAUAGGUAGGAACUAGUAUGACUGACAACUCCUUGGAAGUAGAAUCUCGGAAUAUACUGAUCACUGAUUUAAUUAUUUGUUCAUUGUUAUCUUUCAGAUCUUGGACUACUUUUCUUAUGAACAUUUUUAUGUAAUUUAUUGUAAAUUCUGGGAGCUGGAUUCUGACCAUGACCUGCUGAUUGAUGAGAAAGACCUAAUGAGACAUAACAACCAUGGUAUGAGAUACUCUUAUAAUGUGACGAUCAAUUCUAAGCUUAAACAUACCUCUCCCUUGGGCAACCCACUGGCAUUUGACCAUCAUCCAUGCCAGGGAGAUGGGGAAUUUGAACUUUUACCUGGCUGGGGUGGGAACUAGCAGAAAACACAUGUUCCAAUUUGAGAUAUAGAGGAGUUUAAAGGUUAAAAGUUGGCUUUCAUGAGCAAAUGGCUUGGAAGAAAAUGAUUGACAUUGUAGAAUGAUGCUUACAUGUCAAGUGAAAAACCAAACAGCAGCACCAAAAUUUAUACACACCUUAGCUAACUUCUACAACAGUAAUUAAUCACACAACGAAUUAUUCAACAAACAAUUUUGAUUGGAUGAGGCAUUUGAAGGCAACUUAUGUCUAUAAGGGGGGAGGGGGGUGGGCAGAAAUUUAACCAAACCAAUCCUAAAAAGCUCAAAUGCCCAGGGGAUUGCCAGAGGGAGGGGGGGUGUUCAAGCUUUAAAUUGAUUGACUCAUAACUAUAUUGAUUUCAUAAAAUUAAGUAAGCUUUCAGGACAAGUGCUCCCUUUAGCCAGAGCUUAUUCCAUUUGCUGUGGCAUAAAGCAACAAGUAGAAUAACUAUUACUUGUCGCUCUUGAAUGGGAUGAUUCUCCUACAAAUUUGUCACAAGUUUGUCAAGAUUCAUUAAUUUAAAAGUCUGUGAAAGAGGUUCGCAGCAUCCUUAAAUUUGGAUGAUUUGAGAUGGCUCUGAACCUAAUCCACUUUUUUUUUUUUUAAUUUGCCAAAAGGGUUACCUGCAGUAGAUGAUAUAAAGCAUGAAAAUUUAGGGUUUUUUUUUUACUAGUUUGCAUAGUUUUGAUGCACCAAAAAAAGGACUCGCCAAAAAAUCCCUAUAAUUGUAAAACACCAGUAUGAUACAGUGUGCAAUGUGGGUCACAGGAAGUAAUAGAUGGUUACCAUAUUUUUAGAAUGAACUAGUAUGUUGUUUGGUAAUUUUUUAGUUUGAUUGAUUAACAAGCCAUGAUAUCUGAACUCAGAUGUAUGUCUUGGGUCACAGAUAAUGUCAGUGAUAAUGUGCAAAGCUUGAGAUGUUUUCUUCUGAUAUUUUGUGAUGGAUAAAAACAUUUCUCUGUCGUUGGAUACGAGGUAGUUGUAGACAACUCAUAUUCAAGUCAUUGUCAUGGAAGAUUUUAUCUGUUAUUGAAAAUUUGAUCAUUUAUUUUAAUCUCAUUUAUUGUCAUUUUCUAUUUUGCCAUCAGCAUUAUCAUCCAAAAUAGUGAAAAGACUGUUCUCUGGGUGUGUCACGCGGUAGGGAUAAAAUAAUUAGGGUAAUAAAAAUAUUACUGUAGGUUGACUUUAGUGGAUGUACAUAUAAGGAAUCAAUUCAAGAUGCCGCACAGUUUGAACACUGAUGCUGACAUGAAUUUAUUUAUGGUGAAAGUUGAAUUAACUGUUAUCUUUGUGAAGGAAGUCCUACUGAAAAACAUAGCCUACUUAGUUUUUAGUGCAACAGCAUGCUUCCCCGAAAAAAAAUUGAAUUUGAAACUCUCUGAGACAUGAUUUCUAGCAUGAUUUAUGAGUAACCUUUUUUUUAGCCAGACAUUGAUGUUAGAAUCAGUUCAAAAUAUUUAUUUUCUGUCUUCAAUGUAAUUCACAAAGUAGCUGGCACAAAAUGGUCUGAAAACUGGCAAGUUUCCUCUGCCCAUCUGCAAUGACACACAACAACAACCUUGCAAUUUUUCAACUGUAGUUAACAUGCACCAAGGUGAAUGAAGAAAAAUUCAAGAUACUGCAUAGUUUUAAUAAGCUGAAAAGAAAAAAAAUAAAUGAAGGGAAAUGAUUUAAAAAUUUAUGUUGAGGGAAAGUUGAAUUGAUGGUGUUUGGUGAAGGAUGUUCCACUGAAAAAAGAAGUCUUAGACUUUAUACUUAAUUCUUAACACAACUAUCGUACUGACAGCAGUUUUAUUUUUUGGGCACCUUGUAUUGUGCUGAUGUAGAGGUCCCACUUACAUGGAGGGCAAGAUGACUUAUCCAGAGUUUGUUUGGUUUCUUCUUUCUGAAGAGGACAAGAAACAUCCAAGAAGGUGAAUAUAUGUGCCUUUUAUUUUUUAUCAGUUUACAGUAAUUAAACAGAUGGUUGGAAGCUGCAAAGUAGAACCACCUUGCUUUGUGAUGGUUAUUGAAAAUUUGCCUUGUCAUUAAACAAAGUUGAGCAUUCACUGUACCUUUGUGAGCCACAGUAAGCUAUGUUGGCCCUGCAUUUCCAGUACCUCCUUCCAGUCAUGUCUGCAAGAGGGUACAGGAAAACUGGUGGCAAAAGAAAGUGAAAACAUUUCUCUGAGUAGAGAAUUCAUAAACAAAGUUGAGAAUUCAGUUUGCCUUUGUGAGCCACAGUAAGCUAUGCUGGCCGUACAUUUUUCAGUAACUCCUUCCAGUCAUAUUUGCAAGAGGGUACAGGAAAACUGGUGGCAAAAGAAAGUAAAAACAUUUCUCAGAGGGGUCGGGAGGUUCGUAUGAUGUGGAGGGAAGUUUUUAGCUUCCUUUAAAGCUUGGUUUCAGUUAGUUCCUUCUUGAGGAGGGUAGGCUAGGAAGGAAAGAAGCCAGGUAUAUGCUGAUCAAGAGCUUUGGAGUGUUCGUCAUUUUAUGCCUUUUCUCUCCACAGUAUUGAGUACUGGUUUCGCUGUAUGGAUUUAGAUGGAGAUGGUGUACUGUCCAUGUAUGAGUUGGAGUAUUUUUAUACUGAACAAAUUUCCAAAAUGGAUGUCCUGGGCAUAGAGACAAUGCUGUUUGAAGACUGCCUAUGUCAGGUUUGUCGACUUUUAAUAAAAAAUAAACUAUGUAGAACUUUGGUUUAGAAUCCAUUUGCAGCUACUGAGUGAGUUUUGAGCAAAUCUCGUCCUCAGAGACCCAGCGGCUGUGACUCCUGCUCUCUCCCCCCCCCCCCCCCCCCUCCUUUUUUCCCCGGCUUAAAAUCGACUCGCAGCCCCUGGGUCUCUAAGAAUGAGCCAUUCUGAACAAGUAAUAAAAAAUUAACGCAACAUGGCAAUGGGCUUUCCUUGUUUGCAAUAUAUAUAUGAUUGAAUUUAUUUGUGAAGUCUUCGUCUUAUGAACGAGGCUUAGAACUUGACGUAAGUCUAGGUCCCUAGUGCAGUUUUUCCAGAACUGGGGGAAUGUUAGAGUAAAUGUAACUUGAAUAAACGGGGUAAGUUUCUAAAGAAACUGUCAGUGGUGCUGCCUCUGUGGGGAAGUAUAGCAGGGUCAUUAAGUAUUAUCAACCGAGUUGAUAACGCCAAUUGGCCAAUCUCAUCCUCUCACCGUAGAGAGUUUAAAGCUGACGUUUCGAGCGUUAGCCCUUCGUUAGAGCGAAAAUUCUUCCUUUAUUACCUGUUAAUACAUGUAACUUGGAUUGGGGAAUGCUAGAUAGAGAUUAUGACAUUCGCUGUUAUGGGGAUGUGACUGUGGCAGAGGUGACAGUGAUGAUGAUGAUGAUGAUGAAAUGCGACAAUGACUAUUACAAUUAAGUUUAUUUAUUUAUUUUUAAUUACAGCCUGUAAUGUUUUAUUUCUUUAUCUUCUUUCUCAGAUGUUGGACAUGGUGAAGCCUAAAACUCCAGGUACGAUCGCUGUCUUAAAACACUAAAAACAGUUCCAAAAUUACACUUACUAAUAUUCUGUAUUAAAGGAACCACCAACUUAAACUUUUUGUUGGAGCUGUUUUUAAAUUUUUUAAAAAUCACUGGAUCAUAACAUAUAUUUCUACAGGAUGCAUAACGCUGAGUGACCUAAAGAAUUGUAAACUGGCUUACAUUUUCUUCAACACAUUCUUCAACUUGGAUAAAUAUCUGGAAUACGAACAGAGAGAUCCUUUUGCUGCAGCGAGGGUAAGAAGCUCAUGUCUAUAUUACUGUUAGGGUCAUGCAAUUGAGAAAUAUCGAUCCCAUAUCAUUGUUAAAGUCACCGUAUUCCCUUGAAUAAGCGCCCUGGCGCUUUUAUAAAAAAGGCUAAACGGAAAAGGGGGUAGGGGGUGCUUAUUAAAAGGAAUACGCCUAGUCGAGGUGGGCGCUUGUUAUUCUCCUGUAUUGAUUCCUUUGUAGUUAAAGCUUAAAAGGUUAUAAAUAGUAGCAAUAGAAACAGGUUGUGCGUGUUUCUCUACUAUUCAAGAAAAUGAGGGAAGAAGGGGUGCUUAUUCGAGGGGGGAUAGGAGGGGGAGAGGGAAAGGCAUUUGUUUGAAAUUAUCCCCUUUCGGGUGGGCGCUUGCUCGGAAGAAGGCGCGUUUCAGAGCGUAGGCGCCCAUUAGAGCGUGAGCGCUUAUUAGAGCGUGGAUGCUCAUCAGAGCGUGGGCGCUUAUUAGAGCGUGGACGCUCAUUAGUGUGUGGGUGCUUGUUAGAGCGUGAGUACUUAUAAGAGCGUGGGCGCUUAUUAGAGCGUGGAAACUCAGUAGAGAUUAGGCGCACAUUAGAGCGUGAGUGCUUAUUAGAGCGCGGGUGCUAAUAAGAGCGUGCGUGCUUAUUAGAGUGUGGAUGAUUAGAAGAGCGUAAGUGCUUGUAAGAGCGAGGGUACUCACUAGAGCGUGGACGCUCCUAAGAGCGUGGGUACUUAUUAGAGCGUGGACGCUUUAAAGUAAGUCAUUUGUUCAUUAAUUCGAUCAAAAAAUUAAUUAAUUAUUCAGUACUAACAUGACACUUAAUUUGUAGGACUUGCAAGAUGGCGAUGUUAACGAAAGGUCAGACUGGGAGAGAUAUGCUCAAGAAGAAUAUGACUUACUGGUAGCUGAAGAAGGAGCCAAUGAACAGACAGAAGGGUAAGACCACAUGACUUACGCGGUAGAUUCUUGUGAGUUUUUGGCGCGGUUGCAUGAUAACCUUAGUCUGGUUUUAGUCAUGAUUGCCAUCAGUCAAAAAAACAGCCAUGAAACAAUAACAAAAACCAACCAACUCUUAAAACCGCAUCAAUGCUAGGGAAAAGUUGGGGAAAUUGAUUUUGAAGGAAACGACAAGAAAAUUUUUGUAUUGGAAAAUUCAUCCCAGCAGCAACAUCUUUUUUUCUUUUCUCAAAUAGUUGCCUUUUAUUUUUUUUUGCAGCUUAUACGAAGAUGACUUUGACGAAGACGAAGAUCUGGCCGAAGGAGAUAUCAUGGCGCUGAAAGGACUUGAAAACGACGAUGAUCUUGGUACGGGAAACAACAAUAAAAAUAAACCCUGGACAAUGGUCACUGGAAUAGAUGAUGACGUGGAUGAUGAUGAUGAUGACGAUGACUUUUAUUGAGUAAACUACGUUUACAAAGAAGAGUCCGACAAAUAGAGAGUUCUCUUAGAUCCGGUCGAAGCUGUCCGAAGCGCUUCCCUGAGAGGGGCCUUGGGGCAUCAUUUUGCUCGAAAUGGUAAAUGGGCCCAAUUCCUAGUACAUAACUAGUAGGCAGUUGUUAAACGAAGAAGGACGUGCUCCAACGGUUGUCCCUGUUAAAAUAACGUUUUCAUCGGUAACAGAAUAGGUGAGUUAUUAAGGAAUUCGAAGGGCCCAUUAAGGUACACUGUGGUGACCGCGGAACGUGUCCCCUUAAAGAUGUCACCUUCCUUAAUGUGUUGAGGGCCACAGAGCCGUGACCUCUCCAAAGAAGUUUCCUACGGUCCUAGUGUGUGAGGUUCAAUUUUAGUAUUCAAUGGUAUUGUUUUAAGGUUUAUUCUUGUAAGUAAAUGAAGCUCUGAAAUUUGUGCGGCAUAGGUAGAAGGGAAUUUUGUGAGCUUGGCGGUGUUUCUAGUGUUUAUAGAUCUGUUUGUACUAGCGAGAAAGUAAUUAAAAAAGUAUCAAUCGAUUUUAAGAGAUUUGAGAUGAAUGUUGUUUGGAACUAACUCAAUUUCCUUUUAAAAUUAUUGCCAAAUUUCAUUUAGGUUACGUCUGUGAAGAAAACCACAGUUGUGAAUUCGAGACUUCAUUUCCAAGAAAAUGUGUCGAAAUUCAAAAGCCUUUGAGAGCAUACGAGCCUUCGUGCAUAGAUUUAACUAUGACUUUUAAAUUACCUGAAAGGAUCAUUACUAGUACAAGACCGCCUCUCUCUCUCCCC
Messenger RNA from Pocillopora meandrina, 14144 nucleotides. The record is from the annotation of a GenBank genome assembly. NCBI's taxonomy places the organism in Eukaryota, Metazoa, Cnidaria, Anthozoa, Scleractinia, Pocilloporidae.